UAUCUAUCUAUCUAUCUAUCUAUUCAUUUAUUUAUUUAUUUAUUUAUUGUUACAAUGACCACUUGUCCGAUGGUCCAUAUUUGUAUAAAUAAAUACAAGGCUUGUACAUGUAUGAGGAUGACAUGCGGCCAUGUUCACAAUAAAGUCAUAUCUAGAUUGUUUUAAUAAACACGUGAAUAAAAAAACAACGUAAAACAAGGACAAGUAAAACAGGGACAAAUAUUUGAUAAAGUAAAAUGCAUCCAAAUCCCGUUUCUUUAAUUCUUCUCGCGAUAUUCUGUUAACUGUGGUGUCCGGUAACUACACAUCACAUCUCAGGAGCUAACUCGGCUCAAGCUAGGCUAACUAGCUGCUGCAGAGUGACAUGUAGUCAACUUUACACUUAGUUUCAAUGAGGGAGCUUCCAGAGUGAUUGUGACAUGGAGUUAAGAAAGAUCAAGGACCAGUCUCCAUUGGUCCAGGCUAUAUUUAGCCGAAAUGCAGAAGAAGUUACAUUUUUGUUGAACCAUGAUGAAGAUGUCAAUUCACUGGACGAAGGCCAAAGCACACCACUUCAUGCUGCUGCUUAUUUGGGCGAUGUCCACUCUAUGGACCUACUUAUUACUUCAGGUGCGGAUGUCAAUGCUAAGGACCAGGGUUUGCUGACUCCUUUACAUCGAGCAGCUGCCUCUCGAAAUGAAAAAGCCGUUGAGCUGCUACUAAUGCACAGCGCAAAGGUCAACACACAGGACAAGUACUGGCAUACACCUUUACACAUGGCAGCUGCUAAGUGGGCCACAGGCUGCGCUAAAGCUCUGAUACCACAUGUGUGCAGCCUGGAUGCUGCUGACAGGUCGGGAAGGACACCACUGCAUCAUGCAGCGCACAGUGGUCAUGGAGAGAUGGUGAACUUGCUUCUGAGCAAAGGUGCAAAUGUGAGUGCCAAAGAUGAGAAGGAAAGGCAGGCAAUCCACUGGGCUGCAUACCUUGGACAUGUGGAAGUUGUGAAGCUGCUGGUGUCUCACAGUGCUGAUGUGAUGUGCAAAGACAAACGUGGUUACUCUCCGCUCCAUGCUGCAUCCGUCAGUGGACAGUUAGACGUGGUCAAAUAUCUAUUGAGACUGGUGGUUGAGAUUGAUGAACCGAACAUUUUUGGGAACACAGCGCUCCACAUGGCCUGUCACGCGGGGCAGGACACUGUGGCCACUGAGCUAGUGAACUGUGGUGCCAACAUCAAUCAGCCCAAUCACCACGGCAGCAUGCCGCUGCACCUGUCUUCUGCCUCCUCCAGCGGGGUGCUGUGUCUCGAGCUGCUCAUCAACAAUGGUGCUGAUGUCAACGUGCAGAAUAAAGAAGGAAAGAGCCCUCUGCAUAUUGCUGCUAUGUUUGGGCGCUUCACAGGCUCCCAGAUUCUAAUCCAAAAUGGGGGGGAGAUUGACUGUGCUGAUAUGUUUGGAAACACUCCUCUUCAUGUUGCUGCCAGAUAUGGUCAGGAGUUGCUGAUCAGCACUCUGCUGACAAACGGUGCUGAUAAGACCAGACAGGGCAUUCACGGGAUGCUUCCACUGCAUUUGGCGGCGCUUUACGGAUUUCCAGACUGUUGUCGAAAGUUACUGUCCAAUGGCCAGUUUUACAUCAUGCCGUCUCAGGUGCCGUCAGCUGGGGAUGAUAUAAACAUUUUAGACGACCACGGAAGGACCUGUCUGCAUGCAGCUGCCUCUGGAGGAAAUGUUGACUGUCUGAACUUGCUGUUGAAUAGUGCCGCUGCUGAACUGGAUGCUAAAGAUCAUUUGGGAAGAUCUCCUUUGCACUAUGCCGCAGCUAACGGGAACAGUCAAUGCACAAUCUCAUUGGUGAGAGCCGGCGCUGAUGUCAAUGAGCUGGAUCUGACGGGGUGCAGCCCUCUGCAUUACGCUGCAGCUUCACACACCUUUUGUGGGGAAACCAACUCAGAGCCCGACCACUGUGAUGAAAAGCAACAGGAAGCCUCUCUGUGUUUAGACUUCUUGCUUGACAACGGAGCAAACCCAACUCUCAAGAACAGUAAGGGUUACAGUGCGGUCCACUAUGCAGCAGCUUAUGGGAACAAACAGCACCUGGAACUGCUCCUGGAGAUCUCGUUCAACUGUCUAGAAGAGGUUGAAAGUAAUAUUCCAGUCAGUCCUUUGCACUUAGCUGCGUAUUAUGGUCACUGUGAGGCACUGCGUUUACUUUGUGAGACAUUAGUGAGUCUGGAUUUGCGGGACAUGGAAGGCAGAACUGCCCUCCAUCUGGCUACUCGGGGGGGGUUUGCAACGUGUGUGGAGGUGCUGCUGAAGCAUCAAGCCUCCUACACACUGAAGGAGCACAAGCACAAGCAGACGGCUCUCCAUGCUGCAGCUGCUGAGGGCCAAAUGGACUGUCUGCUUUUAUUGGUCAGUGGGGAACAAAGUGCCGACAUCAUCGACAGUCCAGAUACACAGGGACAGACAGCUCUCAUGCUGGCAGCUCUGGGACGUCACACAGACUGUGUCCACAUCCUGUUGGAGAAAGGAGCAAAGGCAGAUGCUGCAGACAAAAAGGGCUUCACUGCAUUACACAGAGCUGCCAUUUUGGGCAGUGAGGACUGUGUAUCUGCUCUGUUGGAACAUGGGGCCUCUCCUCUGUGUAGAGAUUCUAAGGGAAGAACCCCGCUGCACCUCGUAGCGUCCCGUGGACACACAGAGCUACUUCAAACUUUGCAAAAGGCUGCUAUGAAAGCUGACCCUCUAGACUCCAUAUUGGACUUCAGAGGCUACACACCAACCCACUGGGCGGCCCACCAUGGGCGUGAAGGAUGUUUACACAUUUUACUUGAAAACAAACUUUUUAGCAACCAGGAGGGGAAUCUCUUCACUGCAUUGCACUGUGCUCUAGUUAAUGGACAUGAUGUUGCUGCUGGACUUCUGGUGAAGACUGUUGGUCCAAAACUUGUUCACGUUAGCGAUGCCAAAGGAAGGACAGCGCUGCAUGCAGCUGCUUAUUCAGGAAAUGUUGCUGGGCUCCAGCUGGUCCUGGCCCAGGGAGCAGAAGUCAAUGCUGUGGACCAUUGUGGAUGCUCUGCGUUGAUGGUUGCUGCUGACUAUGGACAGACUAUGGCCGUUGAGUUCUUGCUCCACAAAGCGAAUCCUGACCUGACCCUGGUAGAUGUCGAUACUAAUACUGCCCUUCACUUAGCCUGCAGCAAGGGUCAUGAGAUGUGUGCCCUGUUGAUCCUCGGAGAGACCAGCGACUCCUCUCUCAUAAAUGCAACAAACAGCACUCUCCAAAUGCCCCUUCACAUUGCAGCAAGGAAAGGCCUGGCAACUGUAGUGCAGGUGUUAUUAAGCAGAGGGGCUGCAGUCAUGGCUGUAGAUGAGGAAGGCCACACUCCGGCCCUGGCCUGUGCCCCAAACAAGAAUGUGGCAGACUGCCUGGCGCUGAUCCUUUCCACCAUGAAGCCUUUACCACCCAGAGAGGCCGGCGCUGGUACGACCUCCCACUUCAACCCCAUUCUGAAGAAGUAUGGCAUUUCAGCCACCUGUGGGUCCAGCGGUAACCUGUGUCACGCCUAAGUCAAGGUGUCGUACUCGAGGGUACUGUGGCCCUGCUUGGGUGUUUGACAGAGUGAAAUUUCAGCCCAGUGCAGCCCAAAGUGUCACACAUUACCACACAUACAGGUCUUCAGGAACAUGUGUGGUCAUGCAUAGCUUCUUCUCUUGCGUGUGGUGACAUUAAUAGUGUCAUAUGCAGCUGCAUGCGCACCAUGUGCUUAUGCAACAGCAGCCUCGAUUGCUUCUUUGAAAUCUCGUCUUACACACUUCUAAUAUUAGCAGGCCUUUUAGAUUAUUAUCAUGAUUUGAGUCUAGCACACAUAUACUUAUUUUAAUGAAGUACUAACCAUUGUAAAAUAAUGGAAGUUUGAACGUGAGCACACUACACAAGCCUCUCCCCUCGAUCCCCGUCCGCUGUCAGUAUUUGCUUAAUUUCUCAUUAACCGACAAAGCCUGACAUUUUCAAUGUUUGUCUUCAGCUGAUGCAAGUGCAAGAAUACUCGUAUGAUUGAGUGUUUGUUUUACAUAUGUGUGUGUCUGCAGGAGCUAUUUUGCAUAAUGGGCAUUGCUUCUUAAUAUACUUGUUUUAAAAUAUCUAACGGGUGCUUUAAACCUUUUAUGCAAUUAAUAAGACUCUAUUUUUAUAUCCUGUCCAGAGUGUAGCAGACAGUUCACUGAUAUAAAUAACCUUAUUAUUCAAAUAUGAUUUUAAAUGUUUUACAUUUCAGUUUAGUAAAGUCACAAGCAUAUGUAUAGUAGUAGUUAUAUUUACAAAGUCUAUUAUAUAAUAUUAUAGUUCUUGAAAAUAGAGUUAACAUUUGUAUUAUCUUGAAUUUCCCAAAUGAUUGAGAAUCAACCUCAGGUCACGACGUACUGUACUGUGGGUGCAAUACAAACUACAUUUUUAGCUGCAUGUUCCAUGACAAAUAUAUAACAGUAGGAUCAUAUUUCAGUUAAACUGAAAAGGCAGUUAAAUAAAUGGAAUGCGUUAAUAUGAAUAAUUUCCAAACACAGAAAAAAAAAAAUCUGUCAGUCUCUGAGCAUUAAAGUCUUUAGCAAAUGUAUCUUUUCACUACAUUUGCCACUAAAGAUUAAUUGAAUUUUUGAUAAAUAGGUUAAUUAUAACUUUUCAUAAUAAUGAAAAAUAAUAGCAGUCUAAAACCCAAAGAUAUUUAAUUUACAUAGCAAAUCCGUUAUGGUUAAGAAGCUAAAUCCAGAAGAUAUAAAUUAAAUGUUUUGCUUGAUGAAUUGGUAAAGGAAUUUUUUGUUAAUCAACCAGUCAAUUCAUUGUUUCAGCGCCACAUUUUACUUCUGUUAUCGCUGUAAUGUUGACUGUGCAUUGAAAUGUAACAUCAGAAACAGCGUACAUCUAAUGCCACUAACGAUCUCUGUGAAUCACUAGUAAAUUAAAUUGUGUGUCUAGUAAAUAUGUCAAAUAAUUUAUGAUUAAGAGAAGACAAAUUGGCAACACCCCCCAAAUAAAGUAUUGUUCUAUCAGUUUAUUUUGUUUUUUUACUUCUUAAAAAAAAUGUGAACAAUGGUAUGAAGAUGUCAUUGCAUCUAUCUCAUUUAAGAUAAUGUUUUUAUAAAGGUGUGCAUUAAAUGUUUUUUGUUUUUUGUACAAUUCAAAAACUGUAUCCACACAGACUGACAUUUUCCCCUUUUGCUAAUUAUUAUUUUUUUCCUAGUAAUACCUGCUGUGUCCACUUAAAAUGGCUUUAAACUAUUUGCACUCUGACAUGAAAGUUUACAGUAAGAUGUCCACCUUAGGUUUAUGCAAAUAUGUAACAUUUGAAAGUGCAUUUUACAACUUUUGGUUUUAGAAGUACCAAUAAACACUAGAAUCCAAUUCA
Molecule: messenger RNA, 5383 nt
Organism: Cyclopterus lumpus (lumpfish)
Lineage: Eukaryota; Metazoa; Chordata; Actinopteri; Perciformes; Cyclopteridae
Product: serine/threonine-protein phosphatase 6 regulatory ankyrin repeat subunit C-like
Cellular component (GO): cytoplasm
Molecular function (GO): protein binding
Source: RefSeq, a predicted model, not a curated record